Molecule: messenger RNA, 3939 nt
Organism: Plenodomus lingam JN3
Lineage: Eukaryota; Fungi; Ascomycota; Dothideomycetes; Pleosporales; Leptosphaeriaceae
Source: RefSeq, a predicted model, not a curated record
AUGUCGAUAUUGGCCCCAUGCCGCCAUUCAGUCGCAGUCGCGCAGAUAUGCACCACCUUCCUGUUGCUGUUCUCCGCACUGCAUGUUGCCGAGGGCGUACAUCACAUGGCCAUCAAGACUCCGCGCAAGCAACUUCGCCGAAAAUUGGACAUAACACCCUUGUUGGUCACCAAUAACUGUCCUGAGAAGAUUUGGCCAGGCAUCUCUACCCAGUCUGGACAGGGACCGAGCGAGAAUGGCUUUGAGCUGGAGCCUGGGGAGACCAAGAACCAGACCGUGUCGGAGGAUUGGCAGGGCCGAGUUUGGGGACGAACCAAUUGCACAUUCAAUAGUGACGGUUCUGGCCCAGCGUCUGGGAGUGGAAAGGCUUGCUACUCGGGCGACUGCUAUGGCAGACUGAAUUGUCAGGUUGGAGGCGACGUGCCCGUUUCCCUGGCAGAAUUCACCUUGGACGCCGGGGAUGGUCAUACUUACUACGACAUCUCGUUGGUCGACGGCUACAACAUACCCAUCGCAAUCGUCUUACAGCCACUUGAAAACGUCACCCUCGACGACAUCCCGCCGAAUUUGACAAACCCUUCCUGUCAAGGAACAGACGGUCUACUAGCAACAAAGGGCUACGAUCCAUACCCCGAGCAUCCCAACUUUCUGCGAACAAAUUCCUCUUUCGCGCUUCCCUGGGAAGUCGAGGUAGACGAGCAAGAAAUCUCCCGCUGGUGUCCGUGGGAUCUGCAACAAUCACCCCCCGAUAAGCCAGGAGACGGUGUAUACCCUUAUCCCGACGAUGAUAUCCAAAGACCACUGUUCAACCCCUGUUUUUCGGCUUGUGCGAAGAACAACAAACCACAAGACUGCUGUACGGGAGAGUAUAAUUCGGCCAGCAAGUGCUCACCCGGUGAUUACUCCAAGAAUGUGAAAAAAGUCUGCCCUGAUGCCUACAGUUUUGCGUUUGACGACCAGACUUCCACGUUCAUCAUCCCUUCCGGAGCAGGCUUCGAAGUCGUUUUCUGCCCAGGCGCCCGCUCAACAAGAAUCAUCGACACCAGCCUUGCGGAGAUGCAGGCGCUGUCUCAGCGCGGUAGAGUGGAUAAGCAGGCGGCCUUGAGGCUCACAAAGCGCAGACAGGAGAUGUUUGGACCAAGUGGCACAGCCGGACUGGUACAGUUAAAUCGUGCCCUGCUUGGCGUGUCUGCUGCUAGUAUAGUGUUGUCCGUUGACUCAAAUGGCAACGGAGUAAAGGCAGCUGACGUCCGCGUCCACAAAGACGUAUGCAAGGCAUGCAGUGUUCAGAAAGCGAAACCUUGCCCGUUCUCGGGCGUUCCCGAGGAACUGAGGCUGUUGCGCGUAGACGAAGACGAAGACCUCGCGCGACACGGUCUUCCACUCACAUAUUUUGAAGCCUCCAUCACCAUGGCGAAAGCGCAGGCACUGAAUGUACAGCCGUUGACGGAUGAAUGGAGUUUCAAGCAGGCUGAUGAUGAGGCUGAGAAUGCUUGGAUGGCAGUCAAGAGAGUGCCAACCAAUGUUCAUCUUGACUUGAUUGAGCAUGGCAAGAUUCCCGAUCCCUUCCUGGGUUUCAAUGAAUUACAGGCAGAGUGGGUGGCAGACAAGGCAUGGACAUACAGAGUGGCGCUGCCCAAAAUAUCAAGGCCAAAAGACGGUAUAACUCACGUACUAGCUUUCGAUGGUCUUGACACGUUUGCAACCGUCAAACUAAACAACCUAAUCAUCUUGGAAAGCGAUAACAUGUUCAUACCACAUCGGGUUGAUGUAACUGGCAAAUUGAACCCGGACCAAGAGAACACAUUAGAGAUCACCUUCAAAUCCGCCCGAUUGGAAGCCAUCAAGAUCAAGGAAAAAUAUCCGGAUCAUCAAUGGGUGGGAUUCAAUGGUGACAUGUCUAGGCUUGCUGUGAGGAAGGCACAGUAUCACUGGGGAUGGGAUUGGGGUCCAAUACUCAACACCUGCGGUCCUUGGAGGGAAUUACGAUUGGAGACCUAUGAAGCACGCAUCAGUGACCUGCGCGUCGACUACACCCUCGACGAGAGCUUGAAAGUUGUCCGAGGCACCCUCAGGACGAAAAUUGAUGGCGCGUCUGCAAAAAGUGUAAACUUCGUAGUGUACGAUGAAGACAAGCUGGUAUUCAAAGAAUCAGCAAUUGUCAAUGACGGUCUAGCCAAGGUCGAAUUCCACGUCAACAACCCGAAACUAUGGUUCCCGCAUGGGUACGGAGAACAGCCUCUUUACAAAGUCACAGCGACAGUGACUGCAGAGGAUGUGGACCUGCAUCAAGUAACGCGGCGGACUGGCUUCCGACGGGGUGAGCUCAUCCAGGAGCACGAUACUAUUGGCAAGAGUUUUUAUUUCCGCGUAAACGGGGUUGACGUGUUCUGUGGUGGCUCAGACUGGAUUCCUGCAGACUCUUUCACACCAAGGGUCACGGAAGAAAAGUACCGCAAGUGGCUCGAGAUGAUGGUUGACGGCUAUCAGAUAAUGAUACGCAUUUGGGGCGGCGGAAUCUGGGAAGAGGACGUGUUCUACGACAUCUGUGAUGAGCUUGGUGUGUUGGUGUGGCAAGACUUCAUGUUUGGUUGUGGCAACUAUCCCGCUUUCCCAAAGAUCCUGAAAUCGAUCGAAGAUGAAUGCACCGCCAAUGUGGCGCGAUUGCGACACCACCCCUCGAUCAUCAUUUACGCCGGGAACAACGAGGACUACCAGGUGCAAGAAUCAUUUGGGUUGACAUACAAUUACGAGGACAAAGACCCAGAGAGCUGGCUCCACUCAGACUUUCCUGCACGAUACGUAUACGAAAAGGCGAGUCUGCUGCCUGAAGUCGUCGCGGCCGAGAGUCCACAUGUCCCAUAUCACCCAGGAUCACCAUGGGGUGACGGCCUGAAGACGUCGAAUCCCACAGUGGGCGACAUGCAUCAAUGGAAUGUAUGGCAUGGGACACAGGAAAAGUACCAGAUCUUCGACACGCUCGGCGGCCGAUUCAAUAGCGAGUUCGGCAUGGAAGCAUUCCCUCACAUCGAUACUGUCAGAUAUUGGUGUACGGAUCCUGCACAACUAUACCCCCAAAGUCACAUGCUAGACUUUCACAACAAGGCAGACGGACAUGAGCGCAGGAUAGCGACGUAUCUGGUCGAGAACUUCCGCUCUAAGACUGACUUGGAGUCGUUUAUUCAUCUGACACAGCUAUCCCAAGCCGAAGCUUUGAUGUUCGGUUACCGAGGUUGGCGACGUCAGUGGGGUCAGGACCGCCAUUGCGGUGGUGCGCUCGUCUGGCAGCUCAACGACUGUUGGCCCGUCACGUCUUGGUCUAUUGUCGAUUACUUCCAGCGAAAGAAGCCCGCUUAUUAUGCAAUGCGUCGGGUCCUUGCCCCUAUUGCUAUUGCCGUUAAGCGAGCGCAUUUUGAUUGGAGUGUUGUGCAUGCGCGAGUCCCCAAGCAGAGUGCAUACGAGGUUUGGGUUGCAAGUCAGCAGCUGGAGGAAGUGGUCGCGACUAUUGAGUUGCGAUAUAUCAGCAUCAAGAGCGGGAAGGAGAUAAAGGAUAAGAUCACCAAGAGGGAUGUGAUACUGGUGGCAAAUGGCACAACCGAUAUCCUCUCAGGCACGAUCGACAACCGGAACGAAGAACCGCAUGUGUUAGCCGUAAGGAUAUGGGUUGAUGGCGAGAUCGUUUCGCGAGAUGUCGAUUGGCCGCAACCUCUGAAGUACCUGGAUUUUGAGGAUCGCGGCCUGGAAGUAAUACCUAAAGGCGAUACCAUCCUGGUCAAGGCGUCGAAACCUACCAAGGGCCUUGUCUUUGAGGAGCGCUCGGGCGUUCUCGUGCAUGACAGCGCUAUUGAUGUUGUACCUGGCGAUGAACAGAUCAUCAAAGUGAAGGGUCUCGGUGAGCAAGAUCACCCGCUAAAAUGGACGUUCCUCGGCAAAGAUUGA